CCGCUGUGACGGAAGGAGGCGGGCCGGGGGCGGAGCCACAGAGUGACAGCCGAAGGAGUCCCGGAUCCUCCCUCUGCCAGGUGAGACCGGUGCUCUCGGCAGGACACCGGCUGUAGCAUGAGGAGGGAGACACCCUGCUACAUCCAGAGGGGCGGUCCCACAGGGAUGUGACGUCAGCAGUGACAGAUGGCGGAUGUCGUGCCGGAGGUUGUGUUGGCCCCCCCUAAGGACCCCCGGAAGGGGUGGAUGUUCCUGGCUGGGGGCGCGCUGAUCGUUUGGGUGAUCCUGAUCCACCUGCUGGUCAAUGUAUGGCUCCUCCUCCUCUUCUCGGCCAUCAUGGCGGCGGCGGGGGCCUGGCUGGGCCCUCAGUUCAUCCUCGGGAGCUCCACCCCCGUCCACCUGGAACGUUUCGUCCCCCUGGAGCGGAGCGCCCGAUCCGCCAACGCCGAGGAACAGCUGGACAAGGAGAUCCGACUGACCAUCCAGAAGAUCGUCCAGGACUUUGUGUCAUCCUGGUACCGCCGCCUGAGCCCAGAGACCGCCUUCGAGGAUGAGGUCAGAGGGGUCAUGUGGGAGCUGGGGGCGGAGCUGAAGAGGCGGCUACUUUCUGCUGACCGCGAGCAGCUGACCAGGAAGUUGCUGGUCCUGGCGGGGUGCCACCUGCAGUGCUACAAGUGGGCGAAGGCCCGGGUGGAGGGCGUGGGCGAGGAGUCGGAGAAGGAGUUGCUGCUCUGGGAAGCCUACCAGGAGCUCAGCCCGGUUCACCCGGCUCUCUCCGGCCCCGCCCAAGACGUGAACCACGCCCGCUGGCUGGUGGGGCUGUUGCUGUCGGAGCUGGUACCCAAACCCCACCUAGAAACCCGCACGGGCAGGCACUUGGUAGUGGAGCUCAUCGCCUGUAACGUGGUGCUGCCGCUUGUCGGGCGCAUGUCUGACCCAGACUGGAUCAACAUUGUUCUGACCAACAUCUUCAACAAGACUCUGCUGAAAAUGGAGGAGGAGAAAUGUGAGAGUCCGGCUCCUCCCACCAUUCCUAAAACCCUCCCACUGAGCCCGGACGCGGCUCCGCAUCUUGUGCCGCCUUCUCCUCUAUCUUCCCACGUCUCCCGCUUGGAGGUCGAUGAUAGCGUGGAGGCGGAGGCGGAGGAGGUGCUGGACGGGGGGGAGGAGUCUUGUUACUCCGUUCAGUACCUGCACCCACCCAAACCCAGCAGCCCGUUUUUCCUGUGCGAGGAAUCUGAGCCCGAGUCUCCCAUGUCUGAUUUUGGGCGGGAAAUGGAACGCCCUCUGAUGAACUCCACUGAGGAUCUCCUAUCCGAUUUUGGCCUGGACUCGCUAACGCCGGCUGACAGCCCUGGAGCCCCACCCCAAAAUGAGGUCAUGGGUGGUUUGUCCGAGGAAAGCUGCCCGCCCUUUCCGACAGUGACACCACCCCGUCCCGAGAUCCUUGUCGAGUCCUCAGCGCUCUCAUCAGAAUUCACCACGACUCCGCCCAACGACAAACAUUGCAGCAGUCCAAUGGACUCCUCCCCUCUCAUCACUUCUUCCCCCACCGCCCCCUCCCCCCUCAUCACUUCUUCCCCCACCGCCCCCUCCCCCCUCAUCACUUCUUCCCCCACUGUCCCCAUCCAUCCCUUCAGCUUCUUACCCCUCAGCAGCCCCGAUGGACCUGUCCUGAUCCAGAACCUGCGAAUCACCGGGACCAUCACUGCACGGGAGCACAGCGGGACCGGGUCACACCCCUAUACCCUGUACACCAUCAAGUAUGACACAGCCCUGGACAGCCAAUCGCUGGGCACCCUGCAGCCAAUGGCGUAUCACACUGUUAAUCGGAGGUACCGGGAGUUCCUGAACUUGCAGACCCGUCUGGAGGAGCGCGCCGAUCUGCGCAAGUUUGUUAAACACAUUAAAGGGCCCAAGAAGUUUCUUCCAGAUUUGCCAUUCGGGAACAUGGACAGUGACAAGGUGGAGGCACGGAAGAGUCAGCUGGAGUCUUUUCUGAGGCAAUUGUGCGCGGUGCCGGAGAUCGCCAGCAGCGAGGAGGUGCAGGAGUUCCUGGCUCUGAACACUGACGCUCGGAUUGCAUUUGUCAAGAAGCCAUUCCUGGUCUCCCGGAUUGAUAAGAUUGUGGUGAACGCCAUUGUUGACACAUUGAAAACGGCAUUUCCUCGAUCAGAGCCUCAGAGCCCAACCGACGAGCUGAGUGAGAACGAGGUGGAUGGGAAAUCUCAAAAUGAUAAGAAAAGUACCAAGUCUCGUCUGCGGUUCCCAUCCAGUAAAAUCGCCCCGGUCCUGACCUCAUGUGACCUCCAGGAGAAGAUCCUGUACUCCGUCCGGGAGGGCAGCACGGUAUCCGAUGUUCUGUCAUUGGGCGGCAUGGAGUCCUUCGUCCAGAAGCAGAUAAAGAUCCUGAAUGAGAUUUCUGCCUCUCAGGAAAAGUCAACCACAUCCGGAUCACCACAAGUGCCCUCCACCCUGAAUGCACAGGCAGCAGGUCUGGAUGGCAGUCUUUCCGCCGUGGCGCUGGAAGUGCUGUGGCUGGUGAUGAGGGAACAGUGGAGCUGGCUGUGCACGGACAACAUGCAGAAAGUGACCCAUCUGCUGUGCGGUAGUCUCAUCCAAAGAUGGCUGGAGGUUCAGGUGGACAAUGUCACCUGUAUGCAGCGAUGGGCGUUAUAUCUGCGAUUACUUCAACAAGCGAUAUGGCCCGGAGGGGCUCUGCGCACUCAGCCGCGACCGCCAAGGACACGGGCACAGAGGGAUGCUGCUUAUGAUCAGGCCCUGCUAAGUCUCAAGGGGAUUAUUCCAGAUCUGGUCCAGGAGAUGCUGGGAGCCCAGAAGUAUCAUCAGGCAUGGAAGUCUAUCCUGGAUUCACUCCAGCACCCUCCAAUUAACAGGCAUUUGCUGUACUGCAUAUGGGACAUCCUCCUGGAGAGUCUGACCGCCGCACCAGCCUCAUAGAAGACUUCAUCCAGUACAGACCAGAGGGUGAACCAUCAUCAGAUCCUGCAGCUGGAAGGACUAGAUUGUGUCCUGGGUAAAUGACGGUUAAUCACCUUCCUCACGUCGCCCUCUAGUGGUGGGGGAGAUUGCAGGGUCAACUGCACUCCUUCGUCACCUGCUCUCUCCAGGCACCCUAUGGUGGGAAGCUUUGAAUGUUCAACAUUUUAUUUUGAUUGUAAAAAAGAAUUCACAUGUCCACUAGUCAUUGUUUGCUUGUAGAUGUUAUGUAUUGUACAUGAAAUGUGCACAGGCUUUGUUUGUAUAUAGCGCACAGAUCACACUGAGGUGUCGUGUAUUUCUUCACCUGUAUGGACAACACAGAUCUUAAUAUGUGGGGCGGAUCUGCCCUCUGAAAUGCAGCAUGGAAGUCUGUACACUGGAAGACGACAGCAGAAAAGAUAUGAGACAUGAGCUCUGUACAGCCCCGGGGUCACCACACUCACAUUCCAUGUCAUGACACAGAGCUCUGUACACCCCCGGUGUCACCACACUCACAUUCCAUGUCAUGACACAGAGCUCUGUGCAGCCCGGGGGUCACCACACUCACAUUCCAUGUCAUGAUACAGAGCUCUGUACACCCCCGGGGUCACCACACUCACAUUCCAUGUCAUGACACAGAGCUCUGUACAGCCCGGGGGUCACCACACUCACAUUCCAUGUCAUGACACAGAGCUCUGUACAGCCCCGGGGUCACCACACUCACAUUUCAUAUCAUGACACAGAGCUCUGUACAGCCCCGGGGUCACCACACUCACAUUUCAUAUCAUGACACAGAGCUCUGUACAGCCCCGGGGUCCCCACACUCACAUUUCAUGUCAUGACACAGAGCUCUGUACAGCCCCGGGGUCACCACACUGACAUUUCAUGUCAUGAUACAGAGCUCUGUACAGCCCUGGGGUCCCCACACUCACAUCUCAUGUAAUGACACAGAGCUCUGUACACCCCCGGGGUCCCCACACUCACAUUCUAUGUCAUGACACAGAGCUCUGUACAGCCCGGGGUCCCCACACUCACAUUUCAUGUCAUGACACAGAGCUCUGUACAGCCCGGGGUCCCCACACUCACAUUCCAUGUCAUGACACAGAGCUCUGUACAGCCCGGGGUCCCCACACUCACAUUCCAUGUCAUGACACAGAGCUCUGUACAGCCCCGGGGUCACCACACUCACAUUCCAUGUCAUGACACAGAGCUCUGUACAGCCCCGGGGUCACCACACUCACAUUCCAUGUCAUGACACAGAGCACUGUACAGCCCCGGGGUCACCACACUCACAUUUCAUGUCAUGACACAGAGCUCUGUACAGCCCCGGGGUCACCACACUCACAUUCCAUGUCAUGACACAGAGCUCUGUACAGCCCCGGGGUCACCACACUCACAUUCCAUGUCAUGACACAGAGCACUGUACAGCCCUGGGGUCACCACACUCACAUUUCAUGUCAUGACACCGAGUUCUGUACAGCACCGGGGUCCCCACACUCACAUUCCAUGUCACUCCCCAGUCAUGAUACAACUCUGAGCAGUGCAGUGAUGGGAGACACGGAGCUCUGUACAGCACUAGGAGCCACCACACUCACAUUCCAUGUCACACAUAGAACUAUAUGUACGAUGUUACUGUUUCCUGCUUGGUAUUGUGCAGGUACCAGCUGCUGUAUUGUGUUAAAAUUCAUUUGUUUUAUUAUUUAUUAUUAUUAAUAUCUGUCUGGUUUUACUUCUUAUUUUAAUUAGUAAAUUAUGAUCAACCUGCA
Messenger RNA from Rana temporaria (common frog), 4748 nucleotides. It is a transcript of the gene SNX19, whose product is annotated as sorting nexin 19. Gene Ontology annotation, cellular component: early endosome membrane; intracellular membrane-bounded organelle. Bases 187 to 2961 code for a protein of 924 amino acids. Gene Ontology annotation, molecular function: phosphatidylinositol binding. The record is from RefSeq and is a predicted model, not a curated record. NCBI's taxonomy places the organism in Eukaryota, Metazoa, Chordata, Amphibia, Anura, Ranidae. The transcript is spliced from 12 exons.